Megalops cyprinoides (Indo-Pacific tarpon) is the source of this 2383-nucleotide messenger RNA. It is a transcript of the gene csf1a, whose product is annotated as colony stimulating factor 1a (macrophage). The transcript is spliced from 10 exons. Gene Ontology annotation, molecular function: growth factor activity; cytokine activity. NCBI's taxonomy places the organism in Eukaryota, Metazoa, Chordata, Actinopteri, Elopiformes, Megalopidae. Gene Ontology annotation, cellular component: membrane. The record is from RefSeq and is a predicted model, not a curated record. The coding region runs from base 204 to 2195 and encodes 663 amino acids.
UCAGAAAAGACACUGCCUGACUGACAGUUGGGGGGAGGACUUCUGCCAGACUCAUGCCAGGACAUUACCUUUUUUGCUGUUUUCUAGUAACUUCAGACAGAAACAUUUUCUUCACUGGAAACAAAAAAACAAAAGUGAAAAAACUCUGCUCCAAUGCAUCUAAAAGUGGACUUUGCUCUUCUUAAUUUGCAUAGGUCAGCCAGAUGAACACACACAAACAAGCCAACAUUUUUUGCAAAGCCAAGGCAGGGCGUCAGUGCUUCUUCCUCAUCUUGUGCUUCCAUUUGGCCCUGGGUGAGGUGCCCGGUCCAUGCAGGCACUCUGUGACGAAGGACCACCUCCAGAAAAUAAAACGACUGAUUGAGAACCAGUUGCAAAAUGACUGCUCAGUAACCUACACAUUUACAGAGCGUCAGAGUUUGAGCAAAGUCUGUUACGUCAAAGCAGCUUUUCCUCAAGUUCUGGAACUUCUGAACACUCGCUUUCAAUAUGCCCAGAACUCAGAUAAUUAUCAUUACGUUCUUGCACUGAAGAAUCUGGUGUUAAACAUCUAUUCUCAGAAAUGCAUUCCUGAAAUCAAUGAGGAACUUGAGGAUAAUCCAGUGAGAUUUAUGAAAGAGUACAGCAGUUCACUAAGAGAAACCCUGGAAAAAAUAAGAGAGGUCAUACAGCUCUAUAUGGAAUUGAUGACUGAAAACAACAAACCAGUAGACUGGAACUGUGAAGAGGAGUAUGCUGAGGAUUACCCAGAAUUCACCACAACAAUUGCCCAGACCACAGGUGCAACCGAAUGUCAUUGUUCUUGCCCAACUUUGGGCCAUGGAACUUCUGAACAAAUGUCUUUGCUGGACACCAGCCUAUGGAAUGAUCUGCCGGAGCCCUCUUUCUUCCGGUUGCACUCCUCACUACCCACUAGACCUCCCAAAACACCAAUGGCAACCAUGAGCCCAUGGGACCGCCAGUCUACCCUCCGUGAAUACAAAAAUCAUGGAAGAUCGGAGGCCGCUGCUUCCAGUACUCCUUCGAUCAAAAAGGAAGACAAAGAGGAGAUGAAUGGCAACAUUAUUUCUUCCACUAAGUUAGCACUCCAUGGAACUGCUGGCUUUGAAUCUGAGCCUGCAUCUGCUGCAUCUAGCGAUGAAGAGAAUGGUGAUCCCAAAGAUACAAGAGAACUGCAUUCCGAUGAGACUCCGCCUUUUUCAACAUCAGCAGAAAGCGUGCAAAAUGAGCAUGACUUUGCAGACAGCAUUGGUCCAGAGAGUGGAGGAAGUCCCAGCAUGGUUUCUUCCUCUUUAGUACAGAGCCCAACCCAGAAGGCAAUGUCCGCCUCGACCAGUGGACAGUCCGCACACCAUACCUUUCUCAGUUUGCACCACAUGAUCAUCUCCUCACCUAAGAAAUCCAUGGAUUUCUCCACCACUCCCAUCCCAUUCCUCCAGGCUGCAUUUGAAAGCACUCCUAAUAAACAGGAGGAAAGCACGGCUGUUGUGGUAGCUAAGAGAUCUCUUGAGCCUGGGGCAGAAGGGUUUCAAACUGAUUCAGGGACUGACGCUCAACUGCCUCAGAGUUGGAUCCCAACAAGUCCCCCUCUGGGAACAAGUGUAUCUAGAGAAACUGCUGAAGAAAUGACUGUCCCCACAAACACCAUUGGUGAGUCGCAUGACCUUGGAACAACCCCACAAACACCUAAACAAAUCAGAAGCACCACAAACACCACCAUCCUGCCAGUGGAGAUGUCUGAAGACACCCCAGCAGCAUUAGUUAAUCUGUCUGUGAGGCAGCCUCUUGAUCCACAUCCGCCACUAGAUUUACUCUCACCUGUCCCAAAGCAAGCAUCAGUACCCGUCAGGACCACAGAUGACAAAGUGGUCGGCCCAGGUCUUGGAUCCCAACGUGCAGCAAAUCGUAUGGACUCUGACUCAUUGUCGGAACAACCAGUCGAAGACUCAGGGAUGGACUUCCAGAAUGGAACCUGGGGGGGCUCACUCAUCUCUUACAAGACUGCCUUUAUCGUGGCAUCUGUGUGUGGCGGACUACUGCUCAUAAUUAAUCUCUACUGUUUCAAAGAACAAAGGAAACUCAAAGCACUUCUUCACAGCUCCAGAAUCAGUGAGACCCAAAGGUUGACUUCAAAUGGCACUGACAUAGAGAUGCAACUUUAUGAAACAAAUCAAUCUGGUCUUGCAUCAUCAUGAAGUGGAUGGUUGGAGGAUUCACAUCCGCAGACAACAGAUUGCGAAAACAAUGAAAAAUGAAACAAUGCCAUAAUUAUAAUAUUCAUAAUAAUACUGUCUGUGAACUCUUUUUAAAUUCUCAUUCAAUUUCCCACAUAAAUGUAUAUAAAUACACAUAUAUAAUAUAAAUAUUAUAUUUUUAUACGAGA